CAGGAUAUACAGCAUUAAAUCCAGUUGCCUUUUUCAAAACGAAAUCGAGGUAAAUUAAUCAGGAGCUACAGACCUAUUGGAUGCACAAGCUGGUAUUCAGAGAUCAUCAGAAUUUUCAUUAGCAACUGGUUAGCACUAGAAAAAAAGAACGCAAAAAACCUGAAGACGAGGACGAAGGGGGAGAACAAAACAAACCGAAGAGAGAAAAGAUUGCAGUAAACGGUAUAACCUAAACGAAAUGUGAGGGAUUAUUAGGGAAAAAAGUGACAAGACAAUGACGAACAAAAAGUGUGCGCCCGCGGUGGGAUUUUUUUCUAGGUGAAACGAGAAAAAUGAUUGAAGAAACACACCCUAACGAUGACAGCUACCUUGUGCGUGUUAAAGCGGUGGUGAUGACACGGGAUGAUUCGAGCGGGGGCUGGCUGGCUCAGGAGGGAGGGGGCCUCAGCAGGGUGGGGGUGUGUAAGGUGACGCCCGCUGAGCUGACAGGCCGGAGUGACUUCCUCAUCCACGGUGAACGGCUCAAAGACAAACAGGUGAUCCUACACUGUUUUGUGAGGAAAGACUUGAUCUACACUAAAGCCACGCCCACCUUUCACCACUGGAAAGUCGACAAUAAGAAGUGCGGUCUAACAUUCCAGAGUCCCGCCGAUGCUCGGGCGUUUGACAGGGGUGUCCGCAAAGCCCUGGAGGACAUAACCGAGGGCUCCACGACUUCCUCCUCGACAAUCCAAAAUGAGGCUGAACUGGGAGACGACGACGUUUUCACAACUACCACAGACAGCUCCUCUAACUCCUCACAGAAGAAGGAGCACACCAUGCAGCCUCUCACCACCUCCACCUUCUACGAACCCCACCUCCACCACUGCAUUCUUGGACACCUGCAUGACCAGUACAGACCCUCCGACCACUACUUCCUGGAUCAGUCUAUGCCCACGUUCCCGCGGCACGUCAGUUUCCUGGACGAGGAAGAGGAGAUCGUGCGGAUCAAUCCACGGGAGCGAACCUGGCUGACGGGGUACGAGGAUUACCGCCACGCCGCCGUGCGGGACAAGUUCAUCCAGCCCGAGGACGCGGACUCUUACGUACACUUCGCCAAGAGCGAGCCCUCCAAACACGACUACAACUACCCGUACCUGCCCAACUCCGACCUCGGUCAGCGUGACCUCAAAGGUCACUGUGGAGGUCAGGAGGGCACGGUGGUGGUGACCCAGCCGCGGGUGCUGAAGCCCAAGGGGAAGCGGCGGAAGGAAGACGGGGAGCGAUCUCGCUGCGUCUACUGUCGGGACAUGUUUAAUCACGAGGAGAACAGACGAGGCCAGUGCCACGACGCCCCUGAUCCCAUCCGGACCUGCAUUCACCGGGUCAGCUUCAUGUGGUGCGCUGACAGCCUGCUCUACCACUGCAUGUCGGACCCGGAGGGCGACUACUCGGACCCGUGCUCGUGCGACACCAGCGAGGAGCGGUUUUGUCUGCGUUGGCUGGCUCUGCUGGGCCUGUCUCUGCUGACCCCCUGUCUGUGCUGCUACCCUCCGCUCCAGGCCUGUUACCGCUGCGGCCUGGCCUGCAGGUGCUGCGGGGGUAAACACAAGGCCGUUGGGUGACCAGAGCACCCGAAAAUGGCGAACGCUCGUGCCCCCCAUGACGCCAGCACGUGGGAGAACUUGGAGGAGACACAAAGGACAGGAGAAGCUCCUUUUUGACUUUUUUUUUUUC
Messenger RNA from Chanos chanos (milkfish), 1716 nucleotides. RefSeq names its product sprouty related EVH1 domain containing 2b (gene spred2b). The transcript has 6 exons. Gene Ontology annotation, cellular component: membrane. Lineage: Eukaryota; Metazoa; Chordata; Actinopteri; Gonorynchiformes; Chanidae. Gene Ontology annotation, biological process: negative regulation of MAPK cascade; multicellular organism development. The coding region runs from base 333 to 1604 and encodes 423 amino acids. Gene Ontology annotation, molecular function: protein kinase binding. The record is from RefSeq and is a predicted model, not a curated record.